AUGAACGGAUGCGGCGGAGAAGAAGCUGUCCAGAGAAUCCUUACCUUGGGUCUGGCUUGUAGCAACAAGUGGCUGGACGACAACACUUUCACCAACAAGUCUUGGUCUGAUGUCACGCUCCUCCCUCUGGCCGAGAUCAACAGCCUCGAGCUCUAUGCUCUGGGUCCGCUCAAGUUUGACCUCUCGAUCAGCGUCAUGGAAUGGGACGAAUGGCUCUGUACUGUCAAUCAAGGCUUGACCCCGUUCGUC
This is a messenger RNA of Filobasidium floriforme, 249 nucleotides long. RefSeq lists its product as uncharacterized. Gene Ontology annotation, biological process: regulation of cyclin-dependent protein serine/threonine kinase activity. The annotation marks the transcript as partial. The record is from RefSeq and is a predicted model, not a curated record. The transcript is spliced from 2 exons. Lineage: Eukaryota; Fungi; Basidiomycota; Tremellomycetes; Filobasidiales; Filobasidiaceae. Gene Ontology annotation, cellular component: cyclin-dependent protein kinase holoenzyme complex; nucleus. Gene Ontology annotation, molecular function: protein kinase binding; cyclin-dependent protein serine/threonine kinase regulator activity.